Lolium rigidum is the source of this 1926-nucleotide messenger RNA. RefSeq lists its product as uncharacterized. NCBI's taxonomy places the organism in Eukaryota, Viridiplantae, Streptophyta, Magnoliopsida, Poales, Poaceae. The coding region runs from base 8 to 1636 and encodes 542 amino acids. The record is from RefSeq and is a predicted model, not a curated record. The transcript has 7 exons.
AGCGGCCAUGGCGGCGGCGGCGGCGUGCGCGGCGGCGGCGCGGAUGUUCGCCUACAACGCGACCCUCUGCGCCUGCGACCCGGGCUACUACCUCUCCUCCACCGCCAACAGCACCGCCUGCGUCUCGCUGCCCACCUCGGGCGGCGGCGGCGCCUUCUCCGACUGGCAGGUGGGCGCCGUCGGGGCCGGCUCCCGCAACCAGACCCUCUACUUCCUCGCCCCCGUCCUCUCCCUCGACGCCGUCCGCCGCCUCACCCAGUCCCAGGCCGUCCUCCUCGUCAUCGCCCUCGUCACGCUCCUCUCCUGGCUCGCCUUCUGCGCCGCCGCGAGGCUCGCCGGCCGCCACCAUGCCGCCGCGAGCGGCACCCGGAGGAGGUUCUUCCGGGCCCGAUUCUGGAUCAGCAGGCUCGACUGCAUCUUCGACACCCAGCACUGGGCGGCAGACCAGCAAGUGCUGAAGAAAAGGAAGACAGAGCUGGGUGGAACGUUCUCCGUUGCCGCCAUCAUACUCUUCAUCGGAUUAGUCACCGUGCUGCUGUACCAGGCCAUCAAGAGGCGCAACAUCGAGGUGCACCGCGUCAAGCCGGCCAAUGCUCCCGACCUGCUCUCCUUCGUCAACGACAUCGAGUUCCACAUCACCACGGUCUCGGCCAUGUCCUGCGCCCAGCUGGCACCACCUUCGACGAUCGCGAUGGGGACGCCGGGCUUCAUGGACUUCAGGGUGCUGCCCCUCUCGACGCUCCUCACCUACACCUGCCAGAACACCAGCCAGGGGCCAUCUAUUACACUAAAGUGCAACGGCUGCAGGAUGCCGCCGAGAGACCACUACGUGUCCUGGCAGUUUGUCGACCUGCCGAGGCAGCCCGCUGCUGCUGUCGGCUUCCAGUUUAACCUGACAACCAGGCAGACCGGACAUGACAAACAUGUGAGCUUCGUCAGCGGGACCAUAAACUCGGACAACUAUGGCGAUGAGAAGCUCAAGACGUUCAGAGGCCGAGACUCCAACGUGCUCAAGAUCCAGCUGUUUCCACAGAUGUACAGCAAGCUUCAUGACCUGAAGCUCUUGCAGCCACUGCUUCAGGACUUCACCCAAGGGUCUACCUUUUCGGAUGUCAGCAGCUUGAAUGCUUCCCUGAACAACCCUACAGAUGGAGUCAUAAACACUACGCUCUACAUAAGUUAUCUCUCGGACUAUAUCGUGGAGAUCAGCAAUGAAAGCGUCUUAGGCCCUGUUAGCAUACUUGCGAGUAUUGGUGGCCUUUAUGCCUUCAGUGUAGCGAUAUUCCUAUGCCUCAUGGCUCAAUGCGAAGCUAGGAUAAAGAAACUCCGCAAUGAAGAUACAAGAAUGCUGAAAAUUCUGAGCAAACAACGUGCUCAACGGAAUUGGGACAAGGUGAGGAAGUUUGUGAUGUAUACAUGGGGCCCUAGCAACUUGGAUCCAAGUGACAAAAGUGGCCAGUGGCCUGAAGGUACAAUGAUGGAUUCUCUCCAUGGAUCCUUCCACAAGAAAAGAAAACCGACUACACGAGCCACCUCGAAUGCUAACUUAACCAGGAGAGUUCCUGGUGACAUGCGUGCAAUUGAUAUCGAAAAAGAUGGUGAGAUGCAGCAUUCAAGCAGUUCAAGACAGCCUUGACGCUGCCAGUAAGGAAGAAUCCUUCAGCAAGAAGUUUGCACCGGUUCAGACAUGUGGCCGCCAUAACCGGAGAUUCUUUUGUUAUUUGUCGAUAUGGUUCUAUGUCAAAGGUAGGUGUUGUACAGCGGUAGGUAGUUUGUGUUAGUGGGUCAAUCUGGUGGACACGAUUCUUUGCGUCGAGUAUGUGAUGAAUGGAUUAUGGAUGUGUGUGAGUGGAGGGGCUCCCUUUUCUUUUCAGCAAUGCAUUCAUCCAUUCAUCCACCUGAACUUGCGAAUUGCGAUAGCCUGGA